This is a messenger RNA of Eutrema salsugineum, 570 nucleotides long. RefSeq lists its product as uncharacterized. NCBI's taxonomy places the organism in Eukaryota, Viridiplantae, Streptophyta, Magnoliopsida, Brassicales, Brassicaceae. The transcript has 2 exons. Bases 239 to 460 code for a protein of 73 amino acids. The record is from RefSeq and is a predicted model, not a curated record.
GGUAUUAUCGUAGUUCAAGCAACCCCUGCCGCGUGAUACGCGAAAUGACGGUUGUAAUACAAAUUCCUCAUCUCCGUGAAACAGAACUAAUUCAUCAUCGUUUUUUUAUUAAAAAAAAAACCUAACUUUACUCCUUGGAAAGCCUCUCAACUCUCUCUUUCCCUUUUUUCUCCGGAAAAAAAAAAACUUGUCUUUUCAAAAUCAAUUGUGUGCAGAAAACGAAAACUAGUAGAAAAGAAUGGGAGAAUGUAGGCCUCUGGGUUUCUUAUUGGGAUUACCAUUUGCUCUUGUCGCCCUCGUCUUAUCUCUCGUUGGUGCUGUCAUUUGGAUUAUUGGGACGAUAUUGAGUUGUUUGUGCCCAUGUUGCUUCUGUUUCGCUGCGCUGGCUAACUUCGCUGUGGAUCUCAUCAAACUCCCUGUCAACGUCCUCCGUUGGUUUACCCGCUCCAUUCCUUGUUAACACUUCUUUGCUUAAUUCUUCUUUUUUAAUUUACUAAUUAUUCUUCGUUUUUUUUCCUUCCUACUUAUGUAAUUUUUUCUUUUCUAAUAAAUAAUUGAAAUUUUAGACUA